Molecule: messenger RNA, 1143 nt
Organism: Diatraea saccharalis (sugarcane borer)
Lineage: Eukaryota; Metazoa; Arthropoda; Insecta; Lepidoptera; Crambidae
Source: the annotation of a GenBank genome assembly
UUGUCUUGUAAACGAACGAAGGGCACAGGACCUCAGUCCGCCCGCACCCACCGCCGCCGCACGCAUGACGAGAACACGCUCGUCCCCGCAUUGCCGUCCGCCGCGACUACGACAACAUGAACUACGAGACUAGUGAUUUCCCAGUGGUCAUCAAACGCGAAAUCGAUACCGAAUAUCAUGAUAAUGAUCGUUAUUAUUCAUAUAUUCCACUGGACAUAAAACAACAACCUGAAGCACUGAUUCACGGGACAGCAUCGCCGACUAACCUCAUCGACCUGAGUGGCAGCUGUGAACGACCCCCGGUACAGACGUGGCUUCCUAAUGUUUCCUUCGACGGUGAGGAACGGGAAUACGCGCAGACACAGUUCCCGGUGUACGACCAGACUUAUCAAAAACAGUAUUCUAGAAAUCUCUCCUUUGACGAUUCUAAUUUUCAAGAAGAAUUACGCCCUUACUACGAAAACAACGAAAUUCCAAAAUUGGGCGUCAUUGGAAGUUGGUCAACGACGAAUGAAAUCUCACCUGAAACAGAAGAGCAGAGAAUCGCGAGGAAACGGAAAUCAUCGAAGAGGAAACCUUCAAGCUACGAGGAGAUGCAGGUGCAGCGGGUGAUGGCGAAUGUCCGCGAGCGACAACGUACACAGAGUUUGAAUGAGGCAUUCGCGAGUCUGAGACAAAUGAUUCCAUCUCUGCCGAGUGAUAAGCUAUCGAAGAUACAGACACUUCAACUAGCGACACGCUACAUAGAGUUCCUAUACCAUAUUCUGUCGAGUGGCGAGCAGGCGAGCGACAGUGGCAGCGAUACCGGCUCUGACCACGGCAAGUACCUCGCACAAGAUAAACUCAGCUACGCUUUCUCCGUAUGGAGAAUGGAAGGAGAGUGGACGAAUGGACAGACUUGAGAAAAAAACAUUAAGUUAGUAAAAGAAAAAAACAUCUAGUUGGUACAGGUUAACUAAUUACUUAAAAGACGAACUAUUCCAUUGAGUGAUUUAGUAAACAAGCUAGUUAUGUGAUACCUAUGUGUAAUAAAUUUAAUGUUUUGUGAUCUAAGUAGCUAAUGGCUGCGCUGACCGCUUUCUCACGCUAGGCGGCACUAGUUUUAUUGUAAGCAGAUCAAACGUCAAAUUGGCGCAAUUUAGC